UCAGCUAUUCUCUGUUCAGGAUGCAGUUCUCUCUCCAGUCCAUGUGUCAGUUAGCCUUCCUGAGUCUCUGCUGCGUGCUUAUCGCAGCUGGCUCGUUCGUCCCGGGGAGAUGUUUGUGUCCAGAUACACAGAACGGAGUCCGAGGUCAACUCAAAGAGCUCAGUGUGUACCCAAAGAGCGCCAGCUGCAACAAAAUCACAGUGAUAGUGACACUGAGGAGCAAUAAUGAGACGAGGUGUCUCAAUCCUGACACUCCGCUUGGCAAACAGCUGAUCCGUUGCUGGAACAAAGCUCAAAAGCUGGGUCGUGAUCCAAAGCUUUGCCUAAAAAGGAGAAGGCGAGGAAGAGGAGGUCAACGUCAGAGGAGUCGACAGAGGAUCCGAGGUCACAACAGGAAAUCCUCAUCCUCCCACUCUCAGUAGUCAAACUUGACACCUAAUCUAAAGCUACUGUGAGGGGAGAAGUGUGCAUACACUGAUUGUUGCUUUUCUCUGGACUUGAGGCCGUCAGGGGCCGAUGUAAAGAACAACAUGCUUUCACUCUUCCUCCUCUAAAUGUCGCCCUGCUCUGCUCUGGCAUCAGGCUCCCCUACGGUUGUUGUCUGGGCUGUAAAUCUCCUUCUGUGCAGGGAGCAGGGAGGUUUAUUUUCUAUGUGCAAAUGACUGAUGUAAUGUAAAACAGUAAGCCCUGGAGGCUAAAAUGUAAGAGCUUUAAAACACUGUUAAAUGGUCAAUGCAUUGUCAAGGUCUAUUUUUUGUCCAACCUAACUGAAGACACUACUUUUUUUAUUUAUUUUUAUAUGUAUUCAGACUUUUUUAAAUAAAUACAUCAGAAG
This is a messenger RNA of Cheilinus undulatus (humphead wrasse), 835 nucleotides long. RefSeq names its product C-X-C motif chemokine 10-like. The record is from RefSeq and is a predicted model, not a curated record. Gene Ontology annotation, cellular component: extracellular region. Lineage: Eukaryota; Metazoa; Chordata; Actinopteri; Labriformes; Labridae. Gene Ontology annotation, biological process: chemokine-mediated signaling pathway; neutrophil chemotaxis; cellular response to lipopolysaccharide. Gene Ontology annotation, molecular function: chemokine activity; CXCR chemokine receptor binding. The transcript has 4 exons. The coding region runs from base 21 to 422 and encodes 133 amino acids.